AUGUGCAAGUUAAAGACUGCUAUUUAUGCUGUGUUUUGGCAUGGCAUUCUUGGCAGAGUUGAUGCAACAAGCCAUGCAUUGCAAGAUCCUAAACUCGAUUUGAACACAGCAGUAGCAAUGCUGAAGUCCUUGGAAUGUUUUGUAAGAGAAAAAAGAGAUUGCUUCCAUGUUUAUGAGAAGAAGGGAAGGGAAAUGUCAGAAACUGGGGAUUAUUCACAGACACGCAAGCGUCAACGUAAUGUACGACUCAAUCCAUUGGAUUAUGGACGAUCAGAAGAAGCAGCCCUCUCACAGUCAGAAAAAUUUCGGGUUCAGAAUUUCCUUCCAGCAAUUGAUCAGUUUCUGAGUUCACUGGAUCAACGGUUAAAGGCCUAUGAGGAAACCUGUUCACUUUUCGGGUUCUUGUCUAAACUGGAGUCAAUGAAUUGUGACGAAAUUGAAGCAGCUGCAGCAAAAUUGGCUGCUGAGUACAAAAAUUAUUUGGAUCAAACACUUGGAGUUGAACUUGUGCAGUUUACAGCAUUCUUCACUCAAUUUCUUGAAGACGAAGAUGAUGAGAAAGGGAGGGCACAUUACCUUUACAAGCUGUUGAUAGACAAGAAAGUUGUAGAUACAUUUCCAAAUGUUGAAAUAAUGCUACGGAUGUACUUGGUGCUCAUGGUCACAAAUUGUUCUGGAGAACGUUCUUUCAGUAAAAUGAAGUUUAUUAAAAACAGACUUCGUACUACAAUGUGUCAUGAUAGGCUCAGCCACCUGGCUUUGAUGAGUAUCGAAUAUGACAUCAUCAGAGAGAUUGACUUCGAAAAGUUGAUCAAAACCUUUGCAGCGGCCAGGUCACGUAAAGUGCCUGGUCUGUAA
Molecule: messenger RNA, 858 nt
Organism: Homarus americanus (American lobster)
Lineage: Eukaryota; Metazoa; Arthropoda; Malacostraca; Decapoda; Nephropidae
Exons: 1
Coding region: 1-858 (285 amino acids)
Molecular function (GO): protein dimerization activity
Source: RefSeq, a predicted model, not a curated record